AUGGUUUAGCUUCUUAUUUUUAGUUCCCUUAAUGUUACAUUGCAUAAAAAAGAAGUAUUGAUCUUUUUGAAUAAGAGAAUUGAAGAAUCACAAUGUAAUAUACAUUUCUUAAUGUAGAGAUAGUGUCUUCCAUGCUGUUUAUGUAUUUAAAUAUUAAAUACCUUGCAUAAUAUUAACAUCCAGUGCCCAAAGUGAAAUUGUAUAAUCACAAUUAGCAUAGGUGAUGUGUAGUUGUACUAUAG
Paramecium octaurelia is the source of this 242-nucleotide messenger RNA. NCBI's taxonomy places the organism in Eukaryota, Ciliophora, Oligohymenophorea, Peniculida, Parameciidae. The record is from the annotation of a GenBank genome assembly.